Fusarium musae is the source of this 1017-nucleotide messenger RNA. It is a transcript of the gene RRI1, whose product is annotated as COP9 signalosome catalytic subunit rri1. Bases 1 to 1017 code for a protein of 338 amino acids. Gene Ontology annotation, biological process: protein deneddylation. The record is from RefSeq and is a predicted model, not a curated record. Gene Ontology annotation, molecular function: deNEDDylase activity; protein binding; metallopeptidase activity. The transcript is spliced from 2 exons. Gene Ontology annotation, cellular component: COP9 signalosome; cytoplasm. Lineage: Eukaryota; Fungi; Ascomycota; Sordariomycetes; Hypocreales; Nectriaceae.
AUGGAGGCAUCUGCUUUGAAGGCUUGGGAGUUGGACAACAAUGUCCAGCUAGUCGAUCCCAAACGCGACGCUCUCUACAACUUCGACGCCGAUGCUCAGAAGGUCAUAAACAACGAGAAGGCAUGGAAGCAAACACCAGACUAUUUCAAGCAUGUGCGAAUAAGCGCUACUGCUCUUAUAAAGAUGACCAUGCACGCGCGAUCUGGCGGCAACCUUGAGGUCAUGGGCUUGAUGCAAGGCUACACCCACCAGGACACAUUUAUCGUCACCGACGCAUUCCGACUGCCUGUUGAAGGAACAGAGACUCGUGUCAACGCCCAAGGCGAAGCGAACGAAUAUCUUGUCGAGUAUCUUGAUCUAUGUCGAGCGCAGGGCCGACAGGAGAACGUGGUGGGCUGGUACCACAGCCACCCAGGCUACGGAUGCUGGCUGAGCGGUAUCGAUGUCGAUACAGAGGCCAUGCAGCAGAAAUGGCAGGAUCCUUUCCUUGCCGUCGUUAUCGACCCCGAUCGCACUAUCAACUCAGGCAAGGUCGACAUUGGCGCUUUCAGAACCUACCCGGAGGACCACCAGGCUGGCACAGUCACCUCUGAUGGCUUCCAGGCAGUGCCGCUCGCCAAGGCUGCCGAGUUUGGUGCUCAUGCAGGCCGCUACUACAGUCUCGAAGUGUCCCAUUUCAAGAGCUCUCUCGACUCGCAUCUCCUUGAGCUCCUCUGGCACAAGUACUGGGUACAGACUCUUAGCCAGAACCCACUGAUCACGAACCGCGACUAUGGCAACAAGCAGAUGCUCGAUUUGAGCUCUAAGAUCAAGGACGCGAUGACAGGCAUCACGAGAAGCCGAAAUGGACAAGGCAUGAUGGGUACGAGCCAUAAGGGCUCCGACAAGGCCAUGGACAAGCUGGCAAAGGAAGCCAGCCUCAUUGCAUCUAAGGAGAGGUCUGGUCUGGUUGCUAAUCAGGUCAAGGCUAGCGUUUUCAACGACCUUGGGUUAAAGGCUGAAGAACCAACAUCGUGA